Cantharellus anzutake is the source of this 756-nucleotide messenger RNA. RefSeq lists its product as uncharacterized. The annotation marks the transcript as partial. NCBI's taxonomy places the organism in Eukaryota, Fungi, Basidiomycota, Agaricomycetes, Cantharellales, Hydnaceae. The transcript is spliced from 2 exons. The record is from RefSeq and is a predicted model, not a curated record.
CCCCGUCAACUUCCUCGAUUUGGCAUUCCACGUGUCCGUGAUGAGGCAAUCACUGCUGUAGACCCAAAGCUUCAGGGAAUACCCCUCGAGUAUCUUCACCACAGCUUAAAAGGGAUGGAACCUUUACUCCAACAGGGACUGGCUGCCAUUUCUUGCGAUCCAACACUCGAGGGACGCCGAGAUCUCCCCGAUGAAUUAACCCUCCUUGUUCGUCCGGACUUCAAGUCCGGUCGCCUGCCAACUCACAUAUUCGUUGCGAUGGAUAUGGACGGCAAGCGGGGAACAAUGUUUCCCUUCCAUGAUCUUGUUCUUGCUACACAUUGCGCCUCACUCCCACCCCUUCCGUAUCCCCCGGACUCAACCGCUCCUAAGACUGAGGUUCGCGCUAACAGCUCCGUCACCAUAACUCUCCCUGUUGUCCCUAUCCGACUUCCCAACCCUAGCUUGUUCAAGCCAAUAUACGAUUACCUUUACACCAAGAAUGGUGGUCGCCUGUUAAGUGUGCUGAUUCCCCUUCCCCCCUCCGCCAUGCCACGUCGUGAUAGUGCAGCGUCGUCUGGCACACCGCCUUCCUCAGAGUUUACUACCCUCGUGUCCUCGGCUCUCGCCCACACGUUCACCAUCCAAAUGCUCGUGGAACAGGCAAGGAGCAUCCAUGGUCUGUGGAAAAAUGUCGUGGCACUUGGAAUCACGGAUCCUGGGCUGUGGGGUGUAAUGGACUUUGCAUGGGGUGUGCUUUUGAAUGCGAUGACAUUA